This is a messenger RNA of Schistocerca americana (American grasshopper), 729 nucleotides long. Its product is annotated as lysine-rich arabinogalactan protein 19-like. Bases 1 to 729 code for a protein of 242 amino acids. Lineage: Eukaryota; Metazoa; Arthropoda; Insecta; Orthoptera; Acrididae. The record is from RefSeq and is a predicted model, not a curated record. The transcript is spliced from 2 exons.
AUGACGACGAAGAUGCAGCUGCGUCUGUGGAUUAUGUACCAUUUUCUGGCUACGCAGCAACCUGUUUCGCAGAUUUGCCGCUGCUGGUCGCUCUUGUAUGCAUCAACAGCUGUACAUGCAGCAGCCCAAGUCGCUGCUGCCCAUGUGUACCCACAGGCAGCUGUGCAGAAGCCGCAGCAGCAGCCAGACGCUGAUGCCACAGAGACAGUUGCUACUGGCCAGCCGGAUUUCUUGCGACGAUUGAGGGACCAUGUAUCAAAGAUUCGCCCUCCGAAAGCCACAUGUCAUGGCAAGCCGCCCACUUUCGUGCACCAGGACCUGGAACAAUGUCGUCACGUCAUGCUCCGCACUGAGGGCGUUAAACCGCCUCUACAAGCUCCUUAUUCUGGUCCAUAUGAAGUGCUACGGCGCAGUGCCCACACCAUGGAUAUCCUAGUGAAUGGCAAACCCACGACUGUUGCGUUGAAUCGGGCUAAACCUGCGUAUGUUUUUCCUGACACCCCACUAGCGGCACCUCGUCGUAGGCGUCCACCUACAGCUGUUCCAGACACUGACGCCACAUCUCCGGCGCCGGCUCUUCAACAUCCGCCGCCCAACGUAGCACAACAUCCGCCUCCUGCCGUUGUUCCUGCUCCUCCGACGAGGACGACCCGUUCUGGACGUCGGGUGCACUUUCCGGCGCGGUAUCUCGACGCCGACGCUCCGCUUCCGCCCGGGGGGCUGAUGUAG